This is a messenger RNA of Histoplasma mississippiense, 8220 nucleotides long. RefSeq names its product pre-mRNA processing splicing factor 8. Lineage: Eukaryota; Fungi; Ascomycota; Eurotiomycetes; Onygenales; Ajellomycetaceae. Gene Ontology annotation, biological process: spliceosomal tri-snRNP complex assembly; mRNA splicing, via spliceosome. The coding region runs from base 1 to 8220 and encodes 2739 amino acids. Gene Ontology annotation, molecular function: U2 snRNA binding; U6 snRNA binding; protein binding. Gene Ontology annotation, cellular component: U5 snRNP; catalytic step 2 spliceosome. The transcript is spliced from 4 exons. The record is from RefSeq and is a predicted model, not a curated record.
AUGUCAGCUCUUCCUCCUCCUCCGCCUCCGGGAUGGGGUGCUGCAGCUCCCCCGUCGAUGCCUCUCGCUCCCCCACCACCCGGAUUCCGACCCCCAGCUGAUCCUUUGGUCGGGAAGUUUGCACAGAAGAAAAACGAAUGGCUCAGGACGCAACGAAACCGUUUCGGGGAGAAGAGAAAAGCCGGCUUUGUGGAAAGCCAGAAGGCGGAUCUGCCACCGGAACAUCUCCGGAAGAUUGUUAAGGAUAUAGGAGAUGUGUCUCAGAAAAAGUUCAGUACCGACAAAAGGAGCUAUUUGGGGGCAUUGAAAUUCAUGCCUCAUGCGGUCCUUAAGUUGCUGGAGAAUAUGCCGAUGCCUUGGGAAUCAGCUCGGGAAGUCAAAGUGCUCUACCAUGUAAAUGGUUGCUUGACACUGGUCAACGAGAUCCCCCGAGUUAUAGAGCCUGUUUUUCAUGCGCAAUGGGCUACCAUGUGGAUGACGAUGCGACGAGAGAAAAGUGACCGCCGGCAUUUCAAAAGAAUGCGCUUUCCUCCUUUCGAUGACGAAGAGCCACCGUUGUCGUGGUCGGAAAAUAUUGAAGAUGUUGAACCUUUAGAACCCAUUCAGAUGGAACUUGACGAAUCAGAAGAUGCUCCAGUAUACGAGUGGUUUUACGAUCAUCGACCACUUCUUGAUACCCCCCAUGUGAAUGGCCCAAGCUACAAGGAGUGGAAUUUGACUCUUCCACAAAUGGCAACGCUAUAUCGAUUGAGCCGCCAAUUGCUCAGCGACGUGGUCGAUAAAAAUUAUUUCCAUAUGUUCGAUCUAAACAGCUUUUUAACAGCAAAAGCUCUUAACGUCGCGAUUCCUGGUGGACCACGAUUUGAGCCGUUAUAUAAAGACGUCGACCCAAAUGAUGAAGAUUUCGGAGAAUUCAAUGCGAUCGAUCGUAUCAUCUUCAGAGCUCCAAUCCGAACGGAAUAUCGAGUCGCUUUCCCAUACCUAUACAAUUCGUUACCACGAAGUGUCAAGCUGUCUUGGUACUCCUACCCUCAGAUCGUUUAUGUCCAAUCAGACCCCAAUCUGCCUGCGUUUUAUUUUGACCCAGUCAUUAAUCCGAUAUCAUCCCGUUCUGUCGCUCCCAAGAAUAUAACUGUCAGCCACGAAGACCAUAUUUUUGGAGCUGGAAAUGACGAGGAUGAAUUUACACUCCCUGGAAAUGCUGAGCCGUUCUUGGCUGAUGAAGAGCUGUACACCAGUGAAACGGCCUCUGCAAUUGCUCUUUGGUGGGCGCCAUACCCAUUUGACACGCCGCUCUGGAAAAAUGUGAAGACUCUGACCACAAAGGAGCGAAAGAAGUCCCGUUUUGGAAAUGCUUUCCAUCUAAUGCGGGAAAUCCUUCGCUUAACGAAGCUUAUCGUUGAUGCCCAGGUCCAAUAUCGUUUGGGUAACAUCGAUGCUUUCCAACUUGCUGACGGCAUCCUCUAUGCUUUUAAUCAUGUUGGCCAACUGACGGGCAUGUACAGAUACAAGUACAAACUAAUGCACCAGAUCAGAUCAUGUAAAGAUCUGAAGCAUCUCAUAUACUAUCGCUUCAACUCUGGUCCGGUUGGAAAAGGUCCGGGGUGCGGGUUCUGGGCACCUGCUUGGAGGGUUUGGUUAUUCUUCCUGAGAGGGAUUAUACCUCUCCUGGAGCGCUGGUUAGGAAAUUUACUUUCCCGUCAGUUUGAAGGGCGCCACAGCAAGGGUGUCGCAAAAACUGUUACGAAACAACGUGUUGAAUCCCAUUUCGAUCUUGAGCUUCGCGCUUCAGUCAUGGCAGAUCUUAUGGACAUGAUGCCUGAAGGCAUCAAACAAAAUAAGGUUAACAUUGUUUUGCAACAUCUCUCGGAGGCCUGGCGAUGCUGGAAAAGUAAUAUCCCCUGGAAAGUCCCGGGGCUUCCUGCUCCUAUAGAGAAUAUUAUCUUAAGAUAUGUCAAAAGUAAGGCAGAUUGGUGGAUUUCUGUUGCUCAUUACAACCGGGAGCGUAUUCGGCGCGGAGCGACGGUUGAUAAGACUGUGGCUAAGAAAAACCUCGGACGACUCACGCGACUCUGGCUCAAAGCUGAACAAGAGCGGCAACACAACUACCUGAAAGAUGGCCCUUACGUCUCUUCUGAAGAAGCCGUUGCAAUUUACACUACCACGGUCCACUGGCUGGAAUCCCGAAAAUUCUCCCCUAUUCCGUUUCCUAGCGUAUCUUACAAGCAUGAUACGAAGAUUUUAAUUUUGGCUCUAGAGCGUUUGCGCGAAGCUUAUUCUGUUAAGGGCCGCUUAAAUCAAAGCCAACGGGAAGAACUUGCUCUCAUUGAACAAGCCUAUGAUUCUCCGGGUACAACUCUGGCGAGAAUUAAGAGAUUCCUUCUCACACAGCGAGCUUUCAAGGAAGUUGGUAUUGACAUGAACGACAACUAUUCAAACAUCAAUCCAGUGUACGAUAUCGAGCCCAUUGAGAAAAUCACUGAUGCGUACUUGGAUCAGUAUCUUUGGUAUCAAGCAGAUCAACGUCACCUAUUUCCGGCCUGGAUCAAACCGUCAGAUUCUGAGGUUCCCCCUCUUCUUACAUACAAAUGGGCUCAAGGCAUUAAUAACCUUUCAAAUGUAUGGGAAACCGCGGAUGGUGAAUGUAAUGUCAUGAUUGAGACGGAGCUAUCUAAGGUUUAUGAGAAAAUUGACCUCACCUUACUCAAUCGACUUCUCCGUCUCAUCAUGGACCAUAAUUUGGCUGAUUACAUCACCUCGAAAAAUAAUGUUCAACUCAACUACAAGGACAUGAACCACACGAAUAGUUAUGGUAUGAUCCGUGGCCUUCAAUUCUCUGGUUUCGUCUUCCAGUAUUAUGGCCUCGUAAUCGAUUUGCUCUUGCUGGGCUUGCAACGAGCAAGCGAGAUUGCAGGCCCUCCCCAGAGUCCAAAUGAUUUCUUGCAGUUUAAAGAUCGGUCAACCGAAACUAGACAUCCUAUUCGUCUCUACACAAGAUAUAUUGACAAGAUUUGGGUGUUCUUGAGAUUCUCAGCCGAUGAAUCACGAGAUCUUAUUCAAAGGUUUUUGACCGAACAGCCAGACCCGAAUUUCGAGAACGUAAUCGGUUAUAGAAAUAAAAAAUGCUGGCCCAGGGACUCUCGAAUGCGGUUGAUGAGACACGACGUUAAUUUGGGUCGUGCAGUUUUUUGGGAUCUGAAGAACCGCCUUCCGAGAUCCAUCACCACCAUUGAGUGGGAUGACACUUUUGCCAGUGUGUACAGCAAGGACAAUCCAAAUAUGUUAUUUUCGAUGUGUGGCUUCGAGGUCCGCAUUUUACCGAAGAUCCGCAACCAAAAUGACGAGUUCCAAGUCAAGGACAGUGUCUGGUCGUUAGCGAAUAACACGACUAAAGAACGAACUGCAUAUGCGUUCCUGCAGGUCACGGAAGAGGAUAUCCAGAAGUUUAACAAUCGGAUCAGGCAAAUUUUAAUGUCUUCCGGCUCGACUACGUUUACAAAAAUUGCCAAUAAGUGGAAUACGAGUUUGAUCGCUCUGUUCACAUAUUAUCGAGAAGCAGCGGUAUCCACUGUUAAUCUCUUGGACACAAUUGUUAAAUGCGAAACCAAAAUCCAAACCCGGGUUAAAAUUGGCCUGAACUCGAAAAUGCCGUCCCGCUUCCCCCCCGCCGUGUUCUACACCCCUAAAGAAUUGGGAGGCCUGGGAAUGAUUUCUGGUUCUCACAUACUUAUUCCGGCCAGCGACAAACGCUGGUGGAAGCAAACUGAUACUGGAGUCACCCACUACCGAGCGGGUAUGUCACACGAUGAGGAAACUUUGAUUCCUAACAUUUUUAGAUACAUAAUACCCUGGGAGGCGGAGUUUACCGACUCGCAACGGGUGUGGAUGGAGUACUCUCAAAAACGACAAGAGGCGAAUCAGCAAAAUCGUCGAUUGACACUUGAGGAUUUGGAAGAUAGCUGGGACCGCGGCCUUCCACGUAUCAAUACUCUCUUCCAAAAAGACCGGAGCACUCUCAGUUUUGACAAAGGCUUCCGUACGCGAACCGAAUUCAAAACCUAUCAACUGAUGAAGAGCAAUCCAUUCUGGUGGACAAGCCAGAGGCAUGACGGUAAAUUGUGGAACCUCAAUGCCUAUCGGACCGAUGUGAUUCAGGCCCUUGGGGGUGUUGAAACGAUCUUGGAACAUACCUUGUUCAAAGCUACAGCGUUUCCUUCGUGGGAGGGAUUGUUUUGGGAACGAGCCUGCCUUGCCAAGGGAACACAGUUGCUUCGGUACGAUGGUACCAAGGUUAGAGUCGAGGAUGUUAGAGAAGGAAACCUUCUCCUUGGUCCCGACGGCGAGCCUCGGCGCGCUUUCAACAUUGUCAGUGGACGAGAUCGUCUGUAUCGCAUUAGUAUUGACGCUGACAAGGAAGACCUUGUUGUAACGCCAAACCAUAUUCUUGUUCUUCAUCUUGAAAAGGAAAACCAAAAGCGACAGAGCGAAUUGCCGGCUUCUGCGGCAGAGCGCUACGAUACUGUGGAAAUGACAGCCGCCGAUUUUGCUGCUCUGGAUCCAGAAGAAAGGCGUUGGUACCGACUCUUUAGAUCCCCUGGCUUCGAGUUGGGCCAGCAAAACGUACCCAUAGACCCAUAUUUCCUUGGUUUUUGGUUAUGCGAUGGAAUUCGCGCGAGUACCACAAUCUAUACCAGUCCCGAAGAAGCAGCCAGAGAGUUUAUCAUCAACCAUGCUGCUGAAUUGGAUCUGCAACUUGCUUCGAAAGAAUAUAUGCAACACCCAGUCCGUCGUGUAGCCCGACAAACCAUCUUGGAGCAACGGCUCGCCGUUCAAUGCACAGCACCACAAGAAACUGACGGGACACUUCUCAGCCAUAUCUUGCUGAAAGCUGCGAAAAGUGGCCUAGCCCCCAGCACGCGAACCAUGUCAACCAGCCGAAAUCGCCAGCCUCUUUCCGAAACCUCAGCAGCAACUUCCAUGAAUAUUCUUCCCGGGUUUGCGUCUAAUUCGACUUCAGUCGUUUCCCCUGGUAUCCACUCUCACGAAAUUCUGUCGUUGCGUAGCUCCUGUUCGCAGCUCGUGCAGAUAGCGGAGAAGUCUGGGUUACGUGAAGAGUGCAUGAUUAACCCGCCGUCAUCGAGAGAGGAUCUCAGGCUCGAUUUAUUUGACACACAUAUUGAAGCCGAUGAAAUCCACGGCCUGGAUGAAAACUUGACCGGACAGAAGCACCGCCUACGAACGGGCUGUCGAGCAUAUGGAGAUCUCACUGUCCACGAGGAAGAACAAAUUCUUGAUAAUAUCAUUAGCCGACCUGUUGGCACUCCUGAUAUUGCUCUUCUCGCGGGGCUGAUCGAUAGUGAUGGCUGGUACUGUCAACCUCAGAAUACGUUCUGUUUUGGCGAGAGUGAACGCAUUUCGCCUACUCUUUUCUGGGACAUCGUCACGUUAGCACGAUCACUAGGUCUGAGUGUUUCUACAGAGCAGCAUACGAUGCGUAGCCCGGCUUGCACAGCAUGUAAACCCCGGUUUGUUGCCCAGAUAUCCGGAAAUGUGGCAGAAGUUACCUGCCUCUUGGCGCGAAAGAAAGGUGUCAAAAGUCCCGUUUCUCAGGCUCAUAGUUUCACUAUUAAGGGGAUUCAUCUUGAGUCGGAGAUGACGGAAUGGGCGGGCUUCAGAGUCGAUAAAGACCAACUCUACCUACGACACGACUUUCUUGUAUUACAUAACAGUGGAUUUGAAGAAUCUAUGAAAUUCAAGAAGUUGACCAACGCGCAGAGAUCAGGUUUGAAUCAGAUUCCUAACCGUCGCUUUACUCUGUGGUGGUCACCAACAAUUAAUCGUGCAAAUGUUUAUGUUGGUUUCCAGGUCCAGCUUGACUUGACAGGCAUAUUCCUACACGGGAAGAUCCCAACCUUGAAGAUUUCAUUGAUCCAAAUCUUCCGUGCCCACUUGUGGCAAAAGAUUCACGAGUCUGUCGUCAUGGAUCUCUGUCAAGUAUUCGACCAAGAAUUGGAGCAAUUAGGUAUCGAAACUGUUCAGAAAGAAACUAUCCACCCCAGGAAGUCUUAUAAGAUGAAUAGCUCAUGUGCCGAUAUUCUACUAUUCGCCACCCACAAGUGGAAUGUCACUAGACCGUCUCUUCUUUUUGACACCAAGGAUGUGAUUGAACCCACUACGACGAAUAAAUUCUGGCUAGAUGUACAACUGCGUUACGGUGACUACGAUUCUCAUGAUAUCGAGAGGUACGUUCGUGCCAAGUACCUCGAUUACACGACAGAUAGCAUGAGCAUAUACCCAUCCGCAACUGGCCUAAUGAUUGGGAUCGACCUGGCGUAUAAACCAUACUCGGCCUAUGGUCAAUACUUCCCUGGUUUGAAGGCUCUGGUGCAGCAAGCCAUGGCAAAGAUCAUGAAGGCAAAUCCGGCCUUGUACGUACUAAGAGAACGUAUUCGGAAAGGCCUCCAGCUUUAUGCCUCAGAAAGCAACCAGGAAUUCUUGAAUUCCCAAAAUUAUUCCGAAUUGUUUAGUAACAAAAUUCAGCUUUUUAUUGAUGACACUAAUGUCUACCGUGUCACAAUUCAUAAAACAUUCGAGGGUAAUUUGACGACCAAACCAAUCAAUGGUGCGAUUUUCAUAUUCAAUCCGCGCACCGGACAGCUGUUCCUGAAAAUCAUCCACACUAGUGUCUGGGCGGGCCAAAAGCGUCUCGGUCAAUUAGCCAAAUGGAAAACGGCAGAAGAAGUUGCCGCACUUAUCAGAUCUCUGCCGGUUGAAGAACAACCGAAGCAACUGAUAGUCACAAGAAAGGGUCUCCUCGAUCCACUCGAGGUUCAUUUGCUAGAUUUCCCCAAUAUCUCCAUCAGAGCGUCUGAGCUUCAGCUACCUUUCCAAGCUGCGAUGAAGGUCGAGAAGCUUGCGGACAUGAUUUUGCGCGCGACUGAACCGCAAAUGGUUCUUUUUAACCUCUAUGAUGAGUGGCUGAAGACAAUAUCGUCAUACACUGCAUUUUCCCGGCUUAUUCUAAUACUUCGAGCUCUCCAUGUGAAUCCUGAGAAAACGAAAAUCCUUCUUCGUCCAGAUAAGACAGUCAUUACCCAAGAACACCAUAUCUGGCCCACACUGUCAGAUGAGGAUUGGAUCAAGGUUGAAGUCCAGCUCCGUGACUUGAUUCUGAAUGACUACGGCAAAAAGAAUAACGUUAACACUCAAAGUCUGACUAGCAGCGAAGUUCGUGAUAUUAUUCUUGGAAUGGAGAUUAGUGCGCCGUCCAUGCAGCGACAGCAGGCUGCGGAAAUUGAAAAACAGCAGGAGGAACAGAAGCAGCUCACAGCGGUCACAACCAAAACUCAAAACGUCCGAGGAGAAGAGAUCGUUGUUACGACUACUUCCCAGUAUGAACAACAAGCAUUUGCUUCAAAGACCGAGUGGAGGACUCGGGCUAUUGCAACAUCAAAUCUCCGAACCCGGGCCAACAACAUCUAUAUUUCUUCUGACGAUAUCCAAGAGGAGGGACACUACACGUAUAUCAUGCCAAAGAAUAUCUUAAAGCGGUUUAUCACAAUCGCAGAUCUUCGAGUGCAGGUUGCUGGAUAUUUAUAUGGUGGGUCACCGCCUGACAAUGAUCAAGUUAAGGAGAUCCGGACGAUCGUGAUGAUCCCACAAGUUGGAAAUACUCGUGAUAUACAAUUACCACAUCAACUUCCCCAGCAUGAAUAUCUCAGUUCUCUUGAGCCCCUUGGAGUUAUUCAUACGCUCUCUGGAAACGAACCAUCGUAUAUGACAGCGAUGGAUGUUACGCAGCAUGCGCGCCUCAUGAAUGCGCACUCAUCCUGGGACAAGAAAACUGUGACGAUGACUGUAUCGUUCACCCCAGGUUCUGUGUCGUUGAGCGCGUGGGCAUUGACACCCCAGGGUUAUAAAUGGGGGGCUGAAAAUAAGGACACAUCCUCUGAUCAACCUCAAGGUUACUCAACCAGCAUGGGAGAAAAAUGUCAGCUGUUGCUCAGUGACAAAAUACGCGGUUACUUUUUAGUUCCGGAGAACAAUGUCUGGAACUACAGCUUUAUGGGCAGUUCUUUCAGUAGUUUAGAAAAGCGACCCAUAUAUGUGAAGAUUGAUACCCCAUUACGCUUCUAUGAUGACCAACACCGCCCAUUACAUUUCCAAAAUUUUGCCGAGUUAGAGGAUAUCUGGGUUGACAGAGUUGAUAACUUUGCAUGA